This is a messenger RNA of Drosophila arizonae, 1239 nucleotides long. Its product is annotated as arrestin domain-containing protein 3. The record is from RefSeq and is a predicted model, not a curated record. NCBI's taxonomy places the organism in Eukaryota, Metazoa, Arthropoda, Insecta, Diptera, Drosophilidae. Gene Ontology annotation, biological process: protein transport. Gene Ontology annotation, cellular component: cytoplasm.
ACAAAGAAACUGAAAGGGACGCAAGCAACAAAGCGUUGCUGCGUUUGGUAACGUUUUUUCUUGCUUUGACCAGAAGCAGACAGUAGACGGUUACACAGACGCAUGGCGCCAACUUAUUGAUUCGCGCCCCCAUUCCAACUUUCCCUUUGGCACAAGCCGAAAGGAUGCUGCGAGCGAACGAGAGGGCAACACAGGACGCACAACAAAGGCGCAGGGCUCAGUGCGCGUCUGGCUGUGCGAAAGUUCGGUUGAGUUUUCAUUAUCCUUGUCGUGCGUUGUGUCUGUUCCUUGUUCCGUGUAAUGUGUGCAGUGCAUUCGGGCCUUUGUUAGCCAUGCCCACCACUUGUGUUUUUCAGCUGGAUCGCCUGAAUCCCGUCUACAACAGCGGCGAAUACAUCAGCGGACGCAUUCUGCUACGCACGGACAAGGUGAAGCGCGUGAAUGCUGUCUACGUUACCCUCGAGGGCGAGGCCAAGGUGCAGUGGUCCAUGAGCGGCAAAAGUGAGACAUCCAACUAUUCGGGCCACCAGCAGUAUCUGCACACACGCACCAACGUCUUCGACAACUCGCUGUUCCGGGCCGGAGUGCAUGUCUAUGUGCUCACAUUGCGCAUACCACCCGAUUGCCCGAGCAGCUGCAAGGGCCCCUAUGGCUACAUAGCCUACAAUAUAUCGCUGACCAUCGACAAGCCCUGGGGCUUCGACGAGGUCUUCCGCAAGCCCAUCAUGGUGGUCCAAACAUUGGAUCUCAACUAUAACUCGGAGUUUGCGGUACUGCCGCCUUCGUUUAGCUUCGCUACUCUGGCUGGCAGCCAGCAGACGUUGGAGAGCCAACCGCGCAUACAUCUGCCCAAAUUUCCGGGCUUUAGCACGCUGCUGGGCACAGCGCCGGCGCAUGAACAGAUCCUGGAGGACUCCGGUCUGGACAUGCAUUACUAUCGCUCCUAUGGCUCGCUCGACACGGAUCACACGGGCCGCAGCCUAGAUACCUUCGGCUCGCUGUGCGGCCCGCUGUCCGAGCAGGGCGAAGCUGAGCAGCAGGAGCAGGAGCAACGACUGGAUGCCACGGCCCAGGUGCAUCAGGCCGAGCAUCAAUUUUAAAUGCAAGUGUCUUAAAGCCCAUUGGGGGCAUAAUACGUAAGAUUGUACUAGACAUAAGUGUUUAGAGCUAAGUAAUCUAAUUAUAUUUGCGAGUGUAUCAUAAUCCGUCUUAUUGGAAGCUCUCAUAGCUCAUAUAUUA